GAGAGAGAGAGAGAAAAAAACUUCUACGGAAAAAGAAAAAAAAGGUCAUCUUCGGCUCACUCUUAAUUCCUUCCCGAAGACGAUCUGUUCCCAGUUUUGUUAAUACACACGCACGUAGACGCCCCACAGGAAGAAACCGCCGAUCCGCCACGGCUGGAUUCAUCUGAGCUCUGGGUUUUAAUCGGAUCGUGGUUUGAAACCUCCACAACUUUUGUGAUUCUCGAGUUUGACGGGCUACUGCAAAAGUAUAUUCGUACACGAUAUAUAUAUCAAGAGGGUAUAAUGGACGAUGGCAUUUCAAGCUUUUGGGGACCUGUGACCUCUACCAUCGAGUGUUGUGAGAAGAACUACGCAUACUCGUCAUAUAUUGCAGAGUUCUUUAACACUAUAUCCAAUGUUCCCGGAGUUCUUUUUGCUUUUAUCGGUCUUUUCAAUGCAUUAAGGCAACGGUUCGAGAAGAGGUUUAGCAUCCUUCAUAUAUCCAAUCUGAUACUUGCUAUUGGCAGCAUGCUCUACCAUGCCACUUUGCAACAUGUGCAACAGCAAAGUGAUGAGACACCCAUGGUUUGGGAGAUACUUCUGUACAUGUACAUCCUUUACUCACCAGAUUGGCAUUACCGAAGCACUAUGCCCACUUUUCUCUUCCUCUACGGCGCUGCAUUUGCCAUAGUCCAUGCCUUUGUCCGGUUUGGCAUCGGCUUCAAGGUCCACUACGUCAUCCUCUGCCUCCUCUGCAUUCCUCGGAUGUACAAAUACUACAUUUACACCGACGAUAUUGCAGCCAAACGCCUUGCAAAGUGGUACGUGUUUACUCUUCUCAUGGGGAGUAUCUGCUGGUUCUGUGACCGUGUUUUCUGCAAGACGAUAUCUCAGUGGCCUGUCAACCCUCAGGGACAUGCUCUGUGGCAUGUCUUCAUGGGUUUCAAUUCUUACUUUGCAAACACAUUCCUGAUGUUCUGUCGUGCCCAGCAACGAGGGUGGAGCCCGAAAGUGAAAUACUUUCUGGGAGUUCUUCCUUAUGUCAAGAUCCAGAAGCCAAAAUCCCAAUGAGGAGAAGAUGGCCAAAGGCAAAACAUAGUUCUUUUUUUUGGCAGGUGAAACACUGAAGUUCAAUACAGACUCUAGAUUUUUUUUUUCUUUUGUGGCUCUUCUGAUAGAGAGUGGUUACUUGCUGAAGCCUGAAAGCUGUUCUUUUUCUUAGUUAUUUGACCAACCCUUUUGAUUUCGAGGAGAAUGUGUACCAUAAAAGUUUUCCAUUCUUCAGGCAUUCUGUUUUCUGUUUC
This is a messenger RNA of Tarenaya hassleriana, 1283 nucleotides long. RefSeq names its product alkaline ceramidase 3-like. The transcript has 3 exons. Gene Ontology annotation, biological process: defense response to other organism; ceramide metabolic process; autophagy. Lineage: Eukaryota; Viridiplantae; Streptophyta; Magnoliopsida; Brassicales; Cleomaceae. The coding region runs from base 283 to 1050 and encodes 255 amino acids. The record is from RefSeq and is a predicted model, not a curated record. Gene Ontology annotation, cellular component: membrane. Gene Ontology annotation, molecular function: hydrolase activity, acting on carbon-nitrogen (but not peptide) bonds, in linear amides.